Lobosporangium transversale is the source of this 1573-nucleotide messenger RNA. RefSeq names its product UDP-glucose/GDP-mannose dehydrogenase family, NAD binding domain-domain-containing protein. Gene Ontology annotation, biological process: glycosaminoglycan biosynthetic process. The transcript has 3 exons. NCBI's taxonomy places the organism in Eukaryota, Fungi, Mortierellomycota, Mortierellomycetes, Mortierellales, Mortierellaceae. Gene Ontology annotation, molecular function: UDP-glucose 6-dehydrogenase activity; NAD binding. The record is from RefSeq and is a predicted model, not a curated record. Gene Ontology annotation, cellular component: cytosol; nucleus. The coding region runs from base 89 to 1483 and encodes 464 amino acids.
CUUCUGAAUCCUCAUCUCCAUCGCAUCACAACUCCAACUUCUUUUUUUUCUCACCACUACUCCUCCUUUCAACUCUAAUAUCUCCACAAUGGUCAACAUCUGCUGCAUUGGUGCCGGUUAUGUCGGUGGUCCUUCCUGUGCUGUUAUUGCCUAUCAGUGCCAUGACGUCAAGGUCACCAUCGUGGACUUGAACCAGGCCCGUAUUGACGCCUGGAACUCGGACGAGCUUCCUAUUUACGAACCCGGUCUUGAUGAGAUCGUCUUUGCUCGUCGUGGCAAGAACUUGUUCUUCACAACCGAUGUUGAUCAAGCCAUCAUUGAUGCCGAUCUCAUCUUUGUCUCCGUUAAUACUCCUACUAAGAAGACUGGUAUGGGUGCUGGUAUGGCAGCCGACCUUGCAUAUAUUGAGAGAGCGACCCGUCGUAUCGCCGAGGUUGCCACCUCUUCCAAGGUCGUCAUUGAAAAGUCGACGGUCCCUUGCCGUACUGCCCAGAGUAUGCGUACUAUUCUUGAGGCCAACUCCAACAAGAACAUUCGUUUCGACAUCCUGUCCAACCCCGAGUUUUUGGCCGAAGGUACUGCUAUCAACGAUUUGACCAAUCCCGACCGUGUCUUGAUCGGAUGCCUCCAAACCCCAGAGGGCUUUGCAGCUCAGCAAAAGUUGGUCGAUAUUUACACUCGCUGGAUCCCCAAGGAGAAGGUCAUUACCAUGAACUUGUGGUCAUCCGAACUGUCAAAGUUGGCUGCCAAUGCCCUCCUCGCCCAGCGUAUCUCCUCUAUCAACGCCCUCUCGGCCAUUUGUGAGGCCACUGGCGCUGAUGUUGAUGAGGUUGCCUAUGCCUGUGGUACUGACUCGCGUAUCGGACCCAAGUUCUUGAAGGCUUCGGUCGGAUUUGGAGGAUCAUGCUUCCAGAAGGAUAUCCUCAACUUGGUCUACUUGAGUGAACAACUUCACUUGCCCGAGGUCGCUGCCUACUGGAAGUCUGUUGUGACCAUGAAUGAAUAUCAAAAGAUGCGUUUCACCCAUCGUAUCGUUCGUACCCUCUUCAACACGGUCACACACAAGCGCAUUGCCCUUCUCGGAUUCGCCUUCAAGAAGGACACUGGUGAUACGCGUGAGUCUGCGGCGAUUACUCUCUGCAGCUAUCUUAUUCAGGAGCGCGCCAAUGUUGCUAUUUACGACCCCAAGGUCAGUGCUGCGCAGAUCAAGAUGGACCUUACUGAGCCCGGUGUCGGGACCAACGAGGCGACGGUUGAGAAACAUAUCCAGGUGUGCAAGACUGCAUAUGAGGCUUGCGCCGAUGCUGCUGCCAUUGUCAUCUGCACUGAAUGGGAUGAGUUCAAGAUGCAUCAGCUCGAUUACCAGAAGGUCUUUGAUUCUAUGCAGAAGCCCGCCUUCAUUUUCGAUGGUCGUUUGAUCUUGGAUGCUCCCAAGCUCAGAGAGAUUGGUUUCCGUGUCGAGACCAUUGGCAAGAGCAUCUAAAAAAGAAUGGAUUGAUUUAACUAUUUCUUUUUUUUAUUGUUAUUAUUAUUGUUGUUGCAUUUAAUCUGUUAGUGCAUUCGUGUUUUUCUU